CGGCAACUACAGAAAACGACGUUGUUCAUAUAGAAAAAAUCGUCAGUGACAUUUCUUGUUUAUUGUUUAAAGUCCAUCCGUUUGAUUCGUGGCGUUUGUUUUGGCCGUAAAAAGUCGCGAAUCUCAAUAUCAUAUAACCGGUGAACGUAUCUUCAGUUGACAGUUCGGCCAUUGCAUUUCCGGUAUUACUGUGUAGUACACGCGGACAGUCGGCGAGAGACCAUCCCGAAACAGUACGUCGGUUCGACACCCAUUCUAAUUAUUUCGGCCGCGUCUAAAAUAACGCCGCCGAACUAACCACGUCUGCAGUGACGCGAGUGCACCCUCCGCAAGGGCCCCCACGUGUACGUUAACCGAUGUCGAGCAGCGCGGCACCUGACAGCUGGGAGUCGCAGGCCGACUCCGGCUCAGCAAACGGGUCACCGGUUAAGAACGCCGACCAAGUGACGACCAGCUUCAGCACGCUGAACGUGAACGCUGUGGAAUUCGUGCCUUCGUUCGCAAUGUCGCCCGCGACCACCGACAAAAGCAGCCCGACACAGUCGCAAGGCUCAAACAGCAGUGCAUCGCCCCAACACGUGCCCGUGGUUAACGGGACCACAGGCGAGGCAGGCGAACGCGUGGAAGUGAAAGAACCGCCCCCCAUUCCGCCGGCGGACGGGGACGCAUCGCCCGGGGGCGGCGAAGGCGGCACGUGGGAGGACGCCGCCGACGACGAGAGUAGUGGCGCAGCGGCAUCCGGACUGCCAUUAUCCGCUACUACCCCAGACGACGACGACGAACCAUCAUCUGAGGAGGCCCCCGUUAAAAUAUCCAAAAAGAAGAUGGUCAAGGAAGAGGUAUUGAAAGAGAAAAAAGAACACGUGAACGUAGUGUUCAUCGGUCACGUGGACGCCGGCAAGAGCACCAUCGGCGGUCAGAUAAUGGCCCUCACCGGUAUGGUGGACAAACGUACGUUGGAGAAAUACGAGAGGGAGGCGCGCGAGAAAAGCCGCGAAUCCUGGUACUUGAGUUGGGUGGUGGACACCAACCAGGAGGAGCGUGAGAAGGGCAAAACGGUGGAGGUAGGUCGCGCCUUCUUCGAAACGGACAAACGUCAUUUCACGAUCCUGGACGCGCCCGGUCACAAGAGCUUCGUGCCGAACAUGAUCGGCGGCGCCGCUCAGGCCGAUUUGGCUGUGCUCGUGAUAUCGGCUCGUAAGGGCGAGUUCGAGACAGGUUUUGAUCGGGGCGGUCAAACAAGGGAGCACGCGAUGUUGGCCAAGACGGCGGGUGUCAAGUAUUUGGUGGUACUCGUCAAUAAAAUGGAUGAUCCGACCGUUAACUGGGAGGAGGCAAGGUACGUAGAGUGCCGCGACAAGAUCCUGCCCUAUCUCAAAAAGCUCGGCUUCAACUACAACAAGGAUUUGUUCUUCCUGCCGUGCUCCGGCCAAACGGGUCAGGGACUGAAGGAUCAGGUGGACGAGAAGAUUUGCCCGUGGUAUCGCGGACCAGCUUUCAUUCCUUUCAUCGACAGUCUGCCCUCCUUGAAUCGUAAGGCCGACGGUCCAUUCAUCAUGCCAAUCGUCGACAAAUACAAGGAUAUGGGUACCGUCGUUAUGGGAAAGGUAGAAUCCGGCGAGUGCAAAAAAGGACAGAAUCUUGUCAUCAUGCCCAAUAGGACACCGGUGACUGUAGAUAUGUUACUAUCUGACGACGAUGAGGUUAGCAGGGUCGUACCAGGUGAAAACGUUAAAAUUAAAGUCAAGGGCGUGGAAGAGGAAGACGUAAGCCCUGGUUUCGUGUUGUGCGACGCCAUCAAUCCGAUACACACGGGCAAAAUUUUUGACGCGCAGCUCGUCAUUCUCGAGCACAAGUCGAUCAUUUGCGCGGGUUACAGCGCCGUCAUGCAUAUCCAUUGCGCAGCAGAGGAAGUUACCGUAAAAGCCUUAAUUUGUCUCGUUGACAAAAAGACGGGUGAAAAGAGCAAAACACGGCCGAGGUUCGUGAAACAAGAUCAGGUGGCUAUUAUGAGAAUAGAGUGCGCGGGAGUUAUCUGUUUGGAACCAUUCAAGCUAUUCCCUCAAAUGGGACGGUUCACGCUCAGAGAUGAAAAUAAGACAAUUGCAAUUGGAAAGGUUCUAAAAUUGGUGGAAUAAAUCGUUGCUAUAGACUGUAGUUCGUAACUCAAUAUUUUAUCCAAUUAAAAACAAAAAAAUAAACACGAACUGACGAGUGGACAUAAAAAAAUUUAAAUAACCGAGAGAAAGUGACGGUGACCGCCACACAAUUGUUCGUUUUUUCCAAGCAAAUUAUAUCACGUCCACGUUGGAGACAAAAAAGUUGAAUUGAUACAUGGUGCUGCUGUUAUCUCCCCCUGCCCCCUCAUCCCUCUUCGAUUCAUGUUUUUAGUAGCCUAUUAUUGAAAUUAUUAAUUCUUAGAAUUUUUCAUAAAUGUAUCUUUCAUUAAUUUUGUAAUAUAUUUUAUUGGUAUGGUGUACCUUUUUUAUUAUUUAUAUACCAGUUAGUUCGUAUGUUAAUUUAUAUUUUUUCUGCUCAAAUAAUAAAGGGAAUAUUAUUAACAAUUAUUUGAAUGUAUAUUGUGUGGUUAUCAUCGCGACUCUAUCUAUAAUUAAUUAUGCCCGCUUUAAAGUAUGUUUCUUUGUAUCGCGAAUCGAAUUAUUAAACAGAUCGGACCCACUGUUAAAUGAUAUUUUUGUAAUUCGUAUUUAUUUGGUCAUAUUUCAAAGACUGUUUAAUAAACGGUAUAGUAGAAAUGCCGCCUCCUCCUUUGAAACUGAAACUAUAAUGUAACGACCUCACGCAUCGAUUCACGCUGAAACUUGUCGCACAGCCUGUUCCAACUACCACACCGUGAUUUCUGUUGUAUAAUUUUGUUAUUGGUUCAUGCGUGGUGCUUAUUUGGAAGUUGGUCUGAUGGUGACUGGUGUCAGUCUUUGUGUGGGACAUUUUUUGUCGUCUGGUGCUCUGAACCUUGACACAUAUUAGAUGAAGGUAUUUUCUCAUCAUAAGGAAUUGUUUUUAUUGCUCAACUAGUUGCUUUUUCGUGAUUGUUAGCGGCCUAUAGGGAUGGGGUAUUUUUAUAAUCGAUAAGGGUCCGGAUACGAUAUACAUACUGCCAUUUGUGGAUCAUCAUCUCCUUACUAGAAUCCAAUAGUUAGUUUUUUAUAGGCAGAAUUCAUAUUUUUAAAUAGAGUUUUUAGUAAGGCUGAUGAACGACACCGUUUUUCUUUGGUAACUCGGCAUAUUUACUGUGAAGAACAGAUGUCUUGAAAACACAGUUUCGGUAGUGUUCUUUGCAAUUUAACUUGAUUUUGAACCAAGCCUGAAAAUACCUUCAUCACUUGUAAAUAUUUUUAAUAAAUAAAAAAGUUGGAGGCAAUGCGUCGCACGCAUCCCUCUAAUUUAAAACUGGAGUAAAAUCGAUUGCCUUUAAUCCAUAUGUAAACAAGAAAAUAUGUUGAUGCCUGCAUUUGUUUUUAACAUUCAAGCAAUUCCGGUCAAGUUUUACUGCCUUCGAAAAGAGAUUCAAUUUGUCGCCCUAAAUAAAAUAUAGCUUCUUGAAAAAUUGACUGUAUAUAAGAGGAGUUUAUAUGUCACUGUGUGACAAGUUUUAUGAAAUGGAAAAAAAUAUAUUUGCUUAUGUUGUAUUUAUGCAACUUCAAUUUGUUAAUUUUAAGUUUUAGUCCUUUAAUUAAUAAGUAACCAAGAAAUGUUGCUAUCAAUUUUAUAUAUUCAAUAAAAUGUAAAAUUGUA
Messenger RNA from Aethina tumida (small hive beetle), 3756 nucleotides. RefSeq names its product eukaryotic peptide chain release factor GTP-binding subunit ERF3A (gene eRF3). Gene Ontology annotation, molecular function: GTP binding; translation release factor activity; GTPase activity. Gene Ontology annotation, biological process: translation. The record is from RefSeq and is a predicted model, not a curated record. Gene Ontology annotation, cellular component: translation release factor complex. Lineage: Eukaryota; Metazoa; Arthropoda; Insecta; Coleoptera; Nitidulidae. The coding region runs from base 357 to 2138 and encodes 593 amino acids. The transcript is spliced from 7 exons.